CUUCUGGUGAUAUAUUCCUAAUUUCCACUUCUUUCCCUCUCCACAAAGCGUUCUUUCACCUAAAAAAAAAAUCCCUGCGAACUCUUCCUCUUUUCUCCUUCAAUGGAUUUCUUCAAGUCCGUCUUCGCCGACGAACACUUGGAGUCCUCCGACUCCGACGAGCCCCAAAACGACGACGUUCCCGCUCCCGAGUCGCCGCCGGAUUCGAAUUCCAGUACACCUUGGAGCUUCGGCGGUCUGAUCAAGACCUUGGCGACAAAAUCUGAGUCGGUUAUCCAGACGUACCGCAAGGAUCUCGAGGAGUUCGGCUCCGGCCUGAGGAUGGAGUCGGCGGUGAUCCGCGACGCCGCCUCACGCGCCGUCAAGGACCUCCCGGCGUCGCUCGAGGUCGGCGCCACCGUCGCUCAGGAGUCGCUCGAAUCGGUCGGCCAAGCGAUCGACGACAUCGGAAGCUCCGUCUGGAAAUCGACGGCCGAGAUCAUUUCUCAAGGCAGGGAUUCGCUUUUGGCCGCCGCCGACGAAGACUCCGACGCCUCCGAAAGCAACAGCCGGCAAUUAAGCGGCCGUCCGAGCUUCGAUUCGAAACCCUACAGUAGAUUCGAAGCUCAAUUGCGCGCGAUGCAGAGCAAUGCGAGCACUUACUUGGAUGAUCCUGAGGAUUUGGGGAAUUACGAGCUGUGGAAGUCGGGAUUCGGUUUGGACGAGAGAAAGGAAGAGACUGAGAAUCUGAUGAAGAGAGAAAAUGGAGAAAUCGGUGAGAUUUACGAGACUCUUGUUCCGAACAGUGUUGAUCACGAGAACUUCUGGUUCAGAUACUUCUACAAGGUUCAUAAGUUGAAGGAAUUUGAGGACGCAAGGGCUAAGCUCGUGAAGCGGGCAAUUUCCGGUGAAGAAGAGGAAUUGAGUUGGGAUUUCGAUGACGAAGAUGAAGACGAGGAAGAAGACAACAAAGCUCAAGAGAAGCUUCAACCGGAAUCGGAAUCUGCAAGCGCAAGUGAUAAUGUGGACAAGCCAGAGGCUGCAAAAUCUGCAGUAGUAUCUGAGGCAAAAGCUAGUGAGAGUUCUGAUUCUUGCAAAGACAGUGAUGUUUCGAUCGUGUCAAGGCCCGAGGAGGAAGAAGACCUCGAAUGGGAUGAGAUUGGAGACAUUGGAAGCAAUGAUGAGAGUAAAGCUGUGGGUGGUGGUUCUGGUGAAACCUCAAGUAGAGCUGAUUUGCGAAAGAGAAUGAGUAAUGCUGCUGAGGACGACGAGGAUCUGAGUUGGGAUAUUGAAGAAGACGUUGAUGAUGAGCAGCCUAAGAAAUCUUGAUAAAGUUCAUUGCUUUGGAGGUUGGACUAUCCCUUUGAUUGUUAGAAUUUAUUUUCGCCUGCAAAAAUGUGUUUCAUUUUACAUGCCCUGAUGAUAAUUCUUUAAUUUGGUCAAAUAUAUGGUAUAUACUAUGUAAAUACAGUACUUGCAUUUCCAUACCAAAUUAUUGGUAUAAAUAUGUUACCAUCUCAUUGUAAUAAAAGUUCCACUUCAACCGGGACCAAAAAAAAAAAAAAAACUUGAUGUGGGUUUCAAUGGAGGUGCUUUGCUUUAAUGCCUGAAUUUGUGGCUUACUCAACUGUUAUCACUAUGUUAUUAA
Morus notabilis is the source of this 1627-nucleotide messenger RNA. Its product is annotated as BSD domain-containing protein 1. Gene Ontology annotation, cellular component: cytoplasm. The record is from RefSeq and is a predicted model, not a curated record. The transcript has a single exon. NCBI's taxonomy places the organism in Eukaryota, Viridiplantae, Streptophyta, Magnoliopsida, Rosales, Moraceae. The coding region runs from base 103 to 1308 and encodes 401 amino acids.